UAUCUAAUGAAAUCACAAUAUGACAUUGUUUGACCAUAGACACAGACGAGGCGUCACACCGACAUUUAACUCGGGCAAAUGACAUGAGUGAAUGGCUGUGGAAAAUGUACUUAAUUUACGUAAUGCUGGGAUGUUCCAUCAACAUAUUUGGCACCUGUUUGGUUUCGACCAUUUGGUGUUUUCACAUUUACGGUCAUUUCGAAGCGGAUUUUAUUUUUCGGCCGUACAAAAUGGUUUUUCCAUGGAGUUUCCAGUCACCGCUCGGAUAUUUCGUGGAAGUUAUUUACGACGUUAUCAUUUCUGAGGCGUAUUUCAUUGCUAAUGGCGCACUAAUUCUCUUGUUCAUUUCAUUGUGUGUACAUCAUCGAGCCUUUCUUCGCUGCUUCAAACUCUUUACAUGCAAAUUGGAUCUGAUUCAAACUAAUGGUCGGAAAAAAUCAAAUAAAAAACCAGACGACAAGAAAAAGGCGCUGUUCGAACUGAUUCGCUUUCACGUUUCGAUCAAAAGUUUUUUCCUGGAAUCCGCUCAGGUGUACAGUCCACACAUUGCCGUCGUAUUGAUUUUCAGCACAUUGAUGAUGGCCUGUGACGUUUUUCACAUCGAUCUGCAAAUCAAGGAUAUCGACUCCCGAAUAAUAAUCGUUUUGAUUGGAUUUUUCUGUGGCCUAUCCAAUUUAUUCGUGUACUGUUAUUUCGGGAAGGUGGCCAAUGAGAGCUUUUCCGAAAUGAACGAUUGUUUAUACGAAAGCAAUUGGCAUAACCUUCCGCUUGAUUUACAAAAAUGGCUCCCGCUUUUGAUCAAAAACACACAAAAACCGAUUUUUUACCAUGGGUUUGGUGUGGCGGUGUUGCAAUUGGAAACAUUACAAAAAUUGUUGAAGACAGUGUUUACUUAUUACAUGACACUUAAGGCCACAACAACUCGUUGAAUGAAGGAUGGAUUUGAAAACGCAUCGAAAAUAUGAAUAGAUUAUAUUCGUUUGAUUUUAGUAG
Messenger RNA from Sitodiplosis mosellana (orange wheat blossom midge), 993 nucleotides. RefSeq names its product odorant receptor 82a-like. Gene Ontology annotation, cellular component: plasma membrane. The transcript is spliced from 5 exons. Bases 84 to 929 code for a protein of 281 amino acids. Gene Ontology annotation, biological process: sensory perception of smell; detection of chemical stimulus involved in sensory perception of smell. Gene Ontology annotation, molecular function: odorant binding; olfactory receptor activity. The record is from RefSeq and is a predicted model, not a curated record. Lineage: Eukaryota; Metazoa; Arthropoda; Insecta; Diptera; Cecidomyiidae.